AUGGUGAAUUCGGGCGUUGAUACCAGUUCUUUCACUUUUGUUUUAGAAGCGGGGCAACAUAGCGAUUACUGCGCUGACCUUUUCCAGAGAGUCAUCCAAACAGAGAUCUCUAAGUCAAAGGCUUGGAAAAUCUGCUUGGAAACCGGACUCUUGACCUCUCUGUUACCAACAGCACUGGACCGCAACACCAUCAGAUUUGCAAAGGACCAGAGGUUUGAGAAACUUAUUGACGAGUUGGCAAACGAAACAUCGCACUUCCGGUGCGACUUCAACACCGGGGUACCAUUAGAUGUCGACGCCUUGGUUGAGGAUGCCAAAGCGCAGCACGGGGAAAAUAUUAUGGAUAAGUGGGUGAACAAGUCGAAUUUGGACAGUAUCCUUUUACCGUAUGAUCUAUACCAUGGUACAAUGGUUGCUCCAAAUUUCGAGUUCCAGACCCGGCAGGAGUACAUUGAGUCUACCAAGAGGGAACGCUCGCAGGGAACUUGUAUCGAUAGAACUGGGUAG
Messenger RNA from Fusarium tjaetaba, 507 nucleotides. RefSeq lists its product as uncharacterized. The record is from RefSeq and is a predicted model, not a curated record. NCBI's taxonomy places the organism in Eukaryota, Fungi, Ascomycota, Sordariomycetes, Hypocreales, Nectriaceae. The transcript has a single exon. The coding region runs from base 1 to 507 and encodes 168 amino acids.